This is a messenger RNA of Macrobrachium nipponense, 480 nucleotides long. RefSeq lists its product as uncharacterized. The record is from RefSeq and is a predicted model, not a curated record. The transcript has a single exon. Gene Ontology annotation, molecular function: RNA binding. NCBI's taxonomy places the organism in Eukaryota, Metazoa, Arthropoda, Malacostraca, Decapoda, Palaemonidae. The coding region runs from base 1 to 480 and encodes 159 amino acids.
AUGGAUUUGGCUACUAGUUCUCCCUCCCCUGGAUCUGACGACUUACUGGCACUGGCAUGGACUUUGGGCAUGAAGAUGGAUAUGACCUUGGCUAUCGGACACAACCAAACACCAAGACACCAGGGUUUUAGUAAAUCUGGUGGAUUUGAUCCAAAUAGUAGAGUCCUUCAUUGCACUAAUAUAAAUUUGUCAUUAGAUUAUGAAUGUUCGUACAGUGUAAUGAAAAAGUUCGGUAAAGUGGAAAGAAUGAAAUUAUUUCUAGAAAGAGACAAGCAGUCAUUUUCUGCUUAUGCUAAAUUUUCCUCACCCUUGGAAGCUAGUGAGGCACAACAAAGACUCCAUGGCCACACUCUCAAUGAUUCAGUUCUUAGUAUGAAAGUGUUUUCAGUGAAAAAUUUAAAUGGUGAGCCAUUUGAUUUUAUCCCAAAGAAUGAAGAACAUGGACCAGCCUUAUGUACCAGACUACUUCCUACUUGCUAG